AUGGACCCCUUCUUCAUUAGGCGCCGCGGCAAACCUGGAAAGUCGUCCGGGGGGAAAGAUCAUGGUCUUGAGCCAAUGCCAGCCGACCGGGUACAACGUUUCGUCCAGCCGCCCAGCGAGUUGGAGGCGUAUAUCUUCAGUCGAUAUCGGUCCAACAAUGGGUUCAACAGCCCUCUUAACGGCCGUUUCAACAAAAGAGACCGAUUCUCAGCGCAAGCGGAAUACUACGAGUUGCUGACGGAAGCAUAUGGUGACGCUGAAGAGUGGGAGAAAGUCUACGCUGAUCAGUGGGCCAAGCUCUUCAAACCGCCUCGCCUCCAUGGAGUGGGCGAACGCCGCAAUAUGAGGGGAAUGUUUGAUGAUGAUGAUGACGAUGAUGACGAUGACGACGACGAUUGUUAUGGCAAUGUAGAACGUGGAAUGCCUCAAGGGAUAGGCGAGCCAGUGGAUGGAGCUGGAGGUUUUGGAGGUGGGGCUGGUAUGCGUGUACCUGGUGGUAUGGGCCCUGACGUUCCCGGUGUGGGCUUUGGUGCUGGCUUCGGCGGUGCCAAGAGGCGUGGGCGUCGAUAG
Alternaria arbusti is the source of this 570-nucleotide messenger RNA. RefSeq lists its product as uncharacterized. The transcript has 2 exons. The record is from RefSeq and is a predicted model, not a curated record. Lineage: Eukaryota; Fungi; Ascomycota; Dothideomycetes; Pleosporales; Pleosporaceae. Bases 1 to 570 code for a protein of 189 amino acids.